Penicillium macrosclerotiorum is the source of this 1776-nucleotide messenger RNA. Its product is annotated as Zn(II)2Cys6 transcription factor. The coding region runs from base 1 to 1776 and encodes 591 amino acids. NCBI's taxonomy places the organism in Eukaryota, Fungi, Ascomycota, Eurotiomycetes, Eurotiales, Aspergillaceae. Gene Ontology annotation, cellular component: nucleus. The transcript has 4 exons. Gene Ontology annotation, biological process: positive regulation of transcription by RNA polymerase II. The record is from RefSeq and is a predicted model, not a curated record. Gene Ontology annotation, molecular function: transcription cis-regulatory region binding; DNA-binding transcription factor activity, RNA polymerase II-specific; zinc ion binding.
AUGCCCCGUAAACCCACGCCGGCAGGCAAGCAGCGGGUGCGGACUGGCUGUCUAACGUGUCGGAAAAGGCGAAGAAAAUGCGAUGAGCAAAAGCCGCGAUGUGCCAACUGCGAGGUCAAGGGCUUCACCUGCAAGUAUGGCGCCGAUCUGGCCUUCGUGCCGCCUCGGUCGGGCCAAGCGCCCGGAGGCACGCGACAGUCAUAUAGUACAAUUACGUUCGUGGAUGAUUUUCCUGUCGCAUAUGCUGCAGCAGGGAAAGACCGUUCUCGACAGCCUGACAAGACUCUGUCACAAUCUCAGGUCGAUUCCCUCAGUGGACGAGAGAUACUCAAUCCUCCUGGUGAUACAUUAUAUCCGAAUGCGAAUGGACCUCGUGCAGCUCUUGAACUGAACGACAUCCUUACAACGAAUGCCCCCGUUGACUAUCCUACGGGAACGAGCCUACAACGUGUUCCCGGGUUUGUACUCGGGAGCAAACCAAGAAAUCAACCCAGCGAUCUCGACCGAAAUCGCACGACGCAAAGUUAUCUUGGAUUCUCCUUUGGGCCUCAGAAAGCCCAUCAAAGGCCUCCGACAACGAGUAAUAAUCACGAGACUGACUUAUUACGACAUUUUCGUUAUCACGUGGGCCCUUGGAUAGAUGUCGGAGACCCCGACUGCGCCUUAGGCGUUCAGGUUCUGCUUCUGUCGAGAACAUGCAGAGCUCUUCAAUUAGCGAUCCUUGCCCUGUCCGUGGGUCAAAGGCCUCUCCUUGCGCUUCCACCACAGAGUGAAGACCUUUCAAACAGUCUUCGAUUCCGCGCGGAAGCAGAGCAUGGCAUUAGCUCGGCGCCGGAGCUAGAACAGCAUGCAAUACGUGCUCUAUUACUAUUGCAGGAGAUUCUACCUUCAGGGCUUGAGCAAUGGAGAAGUCACCUUCUACCUUAUGUUGAGUCUCCAAAUGGAUUUCUAUCGCCAGUGCAUCUGGCCGAUGAACUCGGAGAAUCUUCAUUCUGGCUUUACUUCAGGAUUGAUCUUGCAGCUUCGAUGUUCAAGGGCAAACCACCACUUGUCCCAUUCCAUUCCUUUCUCCAACAAGAUGGUUCCCCGAUCCAUACCACAGAACCCGAACAUCGACUUCACUCUAUAAACAAAGUUUACAAGCAUGCCUUAUGCCUGCUAGGGCAUUGUCUUGCUCUGAUAUAUGGAGACGCCGAUGUCGCCUCUCCACAAACAGCUAGAUCGCCAGAGCUAGCUGCGUUUACAUCCCUGCGGCAAUCCCACUUUCUUUCCCAGUGGACCUUUCUCUGGACCGAUUGCCAAAAAUGGUACAAUGAGCGCCCGGUCGAGGCACAACAAAUUGUCGACGUCCGUGGAGGAGAGGCGGCCAAAAUUGACCCCGAGCACGAUUCAUCAUUUCCAAUCUUAAUCUAUACGACACCAAUGGCGCUGGUCGCUAAUACUGUCUAUCAUAUUACUUCUCUUCUUUUGCUGUCACACAAACCGCGAUUGCUGAAAUCUUUACCUGGGUCAAGAUGCUUCACCUCUCAUAUAUGGCAUGCACAAUCGAUCUCUGGAAUCGUCACCAGUAACGAUUCGCCCGAACAAUGGGAUCCGAUAUUGGUUGCUAGCCUUCUUCUUAUUGCACAAGAAAUGACACACGAGUCCCAGCAAACAGUUCUUUUGGAGCGAUUGAGAAUGAUUACUGCCACAACUGGAAUCAACUUGGAGCAUGAGAUUGAGGCGCUACAGUCGGUCUGGAGCAUUGCGCGAUAUGAUGAAGAACCAGAAGAAUAA